Molecule: messenger RNA, 1062 nt
Organism: Coccomyxa subellipsoidea C-169
Lineage: Eukaryota; Viridiplantae; Chlorophyta; Trebouxiophyceae; Coccomyxaceae
Product: WD40 repeat-like protein
Exons: 7
Coding region: 1-1062 (353 amino acids)
Molecular function (GO): protein binding
Source: RefSeq, a predicted model, not a curated record
AUGGCUCUGCAGAGGCAGCCUCGGCCUUCGCCUGACCCGGAGUAUGUCUUGAGAGGCCACCGCACGGAUGUUCAAGCCCUGCUAUUCCAUCCCGAGAUGGAUCUGCUGUACUCAGGAGACGCUGAAGGUGGACUGGUGGUUUGGGACUUGCAGCAGCGCCGCCCUGUCUCUUCUCAAAGGUUGCAUCCUGCAAAUGCUGGAGUUCUCUCCCUGGCCUGGCUUGGCAAGAACCUACUGAGUCAAGGUCGCGAUGGAACAAUCAAGGGAUGGGCUGUAGCCGAAGAUGGAUCUUGCUCGAGGGAUCCCAGUUUGGAGCUGCAAACCAACUCCUACAAUUUCUGCCGCUGCUCUGUCAUUUCCUAUGAAAUUGAUGACAAGCCGGGCAAUGGGAAAGCGAUACUACUGAGAGAAUCAGAGGAUGGCAAGCCUGGAACUGAUGAAUCGGAGAGGUGGCUGGUGGGCGUUGCAGGCAGUGAUCCUGCUACUGUCGAGCUUUGGGAAGUCAUGGGCUUGGUGCGCGCACAUUUUUUAGCUCACAGGGAAGACGCCAAGAUGGGCAUGUGCAUGGCGCUGCAGCUAUUUGUAAGGCCAGAGACUGGAACUCUGCAUGCUGCAGCCGGGUAUGAGGACGGCACUGUCGCUGUCUGGGACGCAGCCCAGCCAGACAGCCCCAUAUUGCACAGCAGGAUGCACGCUGAGCCAGUCAUGGCCCUGGUUAUGGAACCUUCAGGCAAAUGGGGCGUCAGCGGCUCUGCAGAAGACAAGCUUGCAAUCUUCAGCAUCGAUUGGGCCCAGCUGGAGUUGCGUGAGGAAGAAGCUGUCCCCCUCAAGAAGCCUGGAGUGGCGGCGGUGGCACUGCGGCAUGAUGGCAAGAUAUUUGCGGUGGCCGGCUGGGAUGGCAGGGUGAGGCUGUACCGGUGCGAUACGCGCAAGCCGCUUGCCGUGCUGCAGUACCACAGGAGCGGCGUGCAGGAUGUGCGCUUUGAUGAGCGGUCCAAGCGGCUCGCGUCAGGAUCAAAGGAUGGCAGCAUCGCAAUGUGGAGCGUCUACACCGACACGUGA